Molecule: messenger RNA, 1044 nt
Organism: Paralichthys olivaceus (Japanese flounder)
Lineage: Eukaryota; Metazoa; Chordata; Actinopteri; Pleuronectiformes; Paralichthyidae
Source: RefSeq, a predicted model, not a curated record
UUUAUUUUUCAGUUGUUGUGAUUUUUCGAAUGCGGAAGUGUCAGCGCUUGAGCGGGUCACGUGACUUGUGCUGCUGCCAGAGCAGUAAAUAUCAGAGGAGUUAGCACACAUGCUAACGAGCUAGUUUCCGUUUUAAACCAUGUUUUAUUUGCCUUUAUUCACGUAGACAGUCAACGCGGCCGAGUUCCUUUCCACCUGAGAUGAAUCCACACUUCCGCUGAAGUCUCCGAACAGCUGCUUCGAAUCUGUGGAGACUUAGCUUAGCCUAGCCUAGCUUAGCAUAGCUCAAACCCAUACACUGGCGAGCCUGAGUCAGCCGGAGAGUUGGGUUCGUUGCCAGCGACCAUGCAAGCGGAGACCACGGCGAUAAGAGUCCCGGAGAGCGAGGCUGGGAAGCUGGAUGUCGUCCCCCAGAACAAGACCCCGAGCUCGGGGAGAGCCAGUGCCAAAAGCUGGCAGUACAGCGACCACAUGGAGAAUGUUGACGGCUACUUGAUGAAAUACACCAACCUGGUGACAGGGUGGCAGUACAGGUUCUUUGUGUUAAACAAUGAGGCGGGCUUGUUGGAGUACUUUGUCAACGAGCAGUCGCGGCCCCAGAAGCCCCGCGGCAUGCUCCCCCUGGCCGGGGCCGUCAUCUCCCCCAGUGACGAGGACUCGCACACCUUCACUGUCAACGCCAUCAGCGGGGAGCAGUACAAGCUCAGGGCCACUGAUGCCAAAGAGCGGCAGCACUGGGUGAGCAGGCUGCAGAUCUGCACACAGCACCACACAGAGGCCAUGGGGAAGAGUAACCCCCCUCCCAAGUCCCGGAGCUACUCGAUGGCGUCUCAGGGCAGCGGCAGCUCACCGAUGUCCGCGCGCCGCCCCAGCCAAAACCCAACCUUAUUCGGCUGGUCGCAGGUCCACAAGGGCUCGUCGCUCUACUCCAGCAAGAGGUCGCUGCUGCCAGACCACCUGAUGGACGCCAGAGAGAUGCAUGCGUGCAGGUCAUCCACCAGAGGGCAUCGGAAGAUAGCAGUGAUCAGUCGAUCUUUAUUUUAA